Megalobrama amblycephala (Wuchang bream) is the source of this 2682-nucleotide messenger RNA. It is a transcript of the gene mcm6l, whose product is annotated as MCM6 minichromosome maintenance deficient 6, like. The transcript has 17 exons. Lineage: Eukaryota; Metazoa; Chordata; Actinopteri; Cypriniformes; Xenocyprididae. Gene Ontology annotation, cellular component: MCM complex; nucleus. The record is from RefSeq and is a predicted model, not a curated record. Gene Ontology annotation, biological process: double-strand break repair via break-induced replication; DNA replication initiation; mitotic DNA replication. The coding region runs from base 68 to 2548 and encodes 826 amino acids. Gene Ontology annotation, molecular function: single-stranded DNA binding; ATP binding; single-stranded 3'-5' DNA helicase activity.
CGGCGCAUGUUUAUGAUUGGGCGGCUCAUUACCUGGUACAGGUGUGUGUCAGCUGAGCGCGUGCCUGAUGGAGCCCGGACCUGAAGCUGCGCCCGCGGGCGUGCAAGUGCGCGAUGAGCUGUCCGAGAAGUGUCAGAAGUUAUUUCUGGAGUUCUUGGAAGAGUUUCAGGAUAAAAACGGCGAUGCUUUGUACCUGUCCGACGCGCAAGAGCUGAUCAGACCUGAGAGAAACACGCUGACCGUGAGCUUCAGUAACAUCGAGCACUACAACCAGCAGCUCGCCACCACCAUUCAGGAGGAAUAUUACAGGGUUUACCCGUUUCUCUGCAGAGCAGUUCGCCACUUUGCCCGAGAUCAUGGAAAUAUUCCACCAUCCAAAGAGUUUUAUGUGGCUUUUUCAGAAUUUCCAUCUAGGCAAAAGAUCCGCGAGCUCUCCACCGCCCGCAUCGGCACUCUGUUACGCAUCAGUGGUCAGGUGGUGCGAACCCACCCCGUGCAUCCAGAGCUGGUCAGUGGCACCUUUCUCUGUCUGGACUGUCAGUCUGUCAUCAAAGAUGUGGAGCAGCAGUUCAAAUACACACAGCCGACUAUCUGCAAGAACCCUGUGUGUGCCAACCGCCGCCGCUUCAUGCUCGACACAAACAAGUCACGCUUUGUUGACUUCCAGAAAGUGCGCAUCCAGGAGACGCAGGCAGAGCUGCCGAGAGGCUCCAUUCCCCGCAGUGUGGAGGUGAUUCUGAGGGCAGAGGCUGUGGAAACCGCACAAGCAGGAGAUCGCUGUGAUUUCACCGGCACACUGAUUGUUGUGCCUGAUGUGUCUGCCAUGGCACUCGCUGGUACACGAGCAGAAACCAGCAGCAGGGUGACGGGGAAGGAGGGCUUUGAGGCCGAUGGCAUUCAGGGGCUGAAGGCUUUGGGUGUCAGAGAACUCUCCUACAGACUGGCCUUCCUGGCUAACAAUGUGGCCCCAACGAAUCCACGGUUUGGAGGGAAGGAGCUUCGUCAGGAGGAUCAGACAGCUGAGAGCGUGAAGAACCAGAUGACCGUGCAGGAAUGGGAGAAAGUGUUUGAGAUGAGCCAAGACAAGAAUCUCUACCACAACCUCUGCACAAGUCUCUUCCCAACCAUUCACGGUAAUGAUGAAAUUAAACGUGGGAUUCUGCUGAUGUUAUUUGGUGGUGUUGCCAAGACGACCAUGGAGGGGACGUCUUUACGUGGCGACAUCAACGUGUGUAUAGUUGGAGACCCGAGUACAUCUAAGAGCCAGUUCCUCAAGCAUGUGGAGGAUUUUGCCCCCAGAGCAGUGUACACCAGUGGUAAAGCCAGCAGUGCCGCCGGUCUGACUGCUGCUGUGGUCAAAGACGAGGAGUCGCAUGAGUUUGUCAUUGAAGCAGGAGCCCUCAUGUUGGCUGAUAAUGGGGUUUGUUGUAUUGAUGAAUUUGAUAAAAUGGACCUUAAGGACCAGGUGGCCAUCCAUGAAGCCAUGGAGCAGCAGACCAUCUCCAUCACAAAGGCAGGCGUUAAGGCCACUCUGAAUGCUCGCACAUCCAUCCUGGCUGCUGCCAACCCCAUAGAUGGCAGAUAUAACCGUGCCAAGUCUCUGAAACAGAACGUCAACAUGUCAGCACCUAUCAUGUCCAGAUUUGAUCUUUUCUUCAUACUGGUGGAUGAAUGCAAUGAGGUUACAGACUACGCCAUCGCCCGUCGGAUUGUAGAUCUUCAUGCCAGGAACAUUGAGUCUGUAGAAAGAGUUUACAGUACUGAUGAAAUCCAGAGAUACAUACUGUUCGCCCGCCAGUUUCAACCAAAGAUAACCUCAGAGGCUCAGGAGUUCGUGGUGGACCAGUACAAGCGUCUGCGGCAGCGGGAUGGAGGAGGAACCACCAAAUCAGCCUGGCGAAUCACAGUGAGGCAGCUGGAGAGUAUGCUGCGUCUGUCUGAGGCCAUGGCCAGACUCUACUGCUCAGACGAGGUUCAACCCAAACAUGUGAAGGAAGCGUUUAGACUCCUGAAUAAGUCCAUCAUUCGUGUCGACUCACCCGACAUCAAUUUUGACCAGGAGCAGGAUGACAACAAUGUGAAUGAUCAGAAUGAGCUGUUUGGUAAAGAGACAGAAGGUCAAAAUGGAGGUGACGUGAACGGUCAUCCGGUGGAGGCCAUGGACACUGAUGAGCCAGAAAAGCAGGAGAAGCCAGCAGUAACCAAACCUGCUAUCAGAAUGACAUUUGCAGAGUACAAGAGGGUCUCCAACCUGCUGGUGCUGCACAUGCAAAAGAUGGAACAACUGGAUGAGGAGUCCUCUCUGAAGAAAAGUGAACUUAUUAACUGGUACCUGAAAGAAAUGGAGAGUGAAAUUGAUUCAGAAGCUGAACUCGUCGCUAAGAAGAACCUCAUUGAAAGAGUGCUGUACAGACUCAUCCAUUAUGAUCAUAUCAUCAUAGAGCUGACUAAAACAGGGCUGAAAAAGAUCAGUGAGGAUGGAGACGAGCCCGUCCUGGAGGAGGAUCCGUUCUUGGUGGUGAAUCCCAACUAUAUACUGGAAGACUAGUCAAGCUGGCUUUACCAACCUUGAUUAUUUUUACUUAUUGAUUUGGUACCUCUAUAAUCUUUAAUCAUGACUAAUGUAACAUGGGACAUUUUUGAUGAAGUGAAUAAUAAAAAUAAAUAGAUUUAUAUUUUGCA